GAAAGUAAUAAAAUAACAAAAAAACCCAAACAUUUUUUAUUUCUAAUUUUAUGACAAAAAAAACCCACAUCUAUAUAAAUAUAUGUGGAUUGAACUUAACAGGAAGUAUUGAUAAGGCAUAUUGAAAACUUUAUCUGGGUGACCCUGACUCUUAUUUAAAUAAUCUUUAAUGAAAUGUUUAACAACUUUAUGCACUGGCAAACAUUGGGACCAUUUUUAACGGAAACUAUUCUGUAAUACUAACCCAAUAACCACAAUUUCUGUGGAAACGCACCUUGGAAACGAAGAAAACAAAAAAAUUGGGUCAAGAAGUGGAAAGUUUUUUUUAUUUAGACAGACAUGUUUUUAGACCCUCCAAAAAAGCCACCUCGAACUCUGCGCUACGUGGAAAAAGCAUUCAACUUGGUCAAAUCAAAAAAAAAUGUUCGAGACGUAGUAAUUUUAAACGAAUCAGGGCAUCCGGUUAAGAGCACAAUGGAUCUAGAAGAAGCUGUUAAAUUUUCUGGACGUUUCCAAGAAAUUCGAGGAAAAUUUGAACGUGCGAUGGAUAAAAUUGACCCAUCGGACGAAUUGAUGAUGCUGAGAGUGCGCACAAGAACAAAUGAAGUUCUUCUGGUGCCCGACUCCAAAAUAACAGUACUAACUGUGCAAAAUGCUCAUGAUAAUUUUGAAAAAUAAAAAGAAAAUUAAUAAAAAAUUGGAAAAUUUAAAAGAAAAUGUAAUUGAACGAACUGGCAGUUACCGUAUUAUAUUUUACUAAAAUGACUGGUUACUUUAACUGUUCUCCUAUCCACUGGGUGUAUCUCAUAAUAUUGGUCACAACGGGUUUGCCAUUCGACAAAUGACUAACAAUGCCAAACAGUACCACAUAUUGUCUAUCAUUAAUAGAUACCUUGACUGCCAAUACAUCGCCAGGUUUGUCAAGGGGCUUACUAAUUUCGUCGCGAUCUUCUACACAAAUCUGAUUUUCUUUUAGUAAACAUACGUCUUGGGACACCUUUUGAACCCUAAAUUCAUUUCCCAAAUUAUCAACCACUAGAAAGAAGGACGAUGAUGCGACCGUUUGCUGAUGUGAAAA
This is a messenger RNA of Drosophila ficusphila, 1078 nucleotides long. Its product is annotated as dynein light chain roadblock-type 1. The coding region runs from base 340 to 678 and encodes 112 amino acids. Lineage: Eukaryota; Metazoa; Arthropoda; Insecta; Diptera; Drosophilidae. Gene Ontology annotation, molecular function: dynein intermediate chain binding. Gene Ontology annotation, cellular component: cytoplasmic dynein complex; cytoplasm; centrosome. The transcript is spliced from 2 exons. Gene Ontology annotation, biological process: microtubule-based movement. The record is from RefSeq and is a predicted model, not a curated record.